Messenger RNA from Seriola dumerili (greater amberjack), 1023 nucleotides. It is a transcript of the gene opn1sw1, whose product is annotated as opsin 1, short wave sensitive. Gene Ontology annotation, molecular function: G protein-coupled receptor activity. The record is from RefSeq and is a predicted model, not a curated record. The transcript has 5 exons. Bases 7 to 1023 code for a protein of 338 amino acids. Gene Ontology annotation, cellular component: membrane; photoreceptor outer segment. Gene Ontology annotation, biological process: phototransduction; visual perception; G protein-coupled receptor signaling pathway. NCBI's taxonomy places the organism in Eukaryota, Metazoa, Chordata, Actinopteri, Carangiformes, Carangidae.
GUCAUCAUGGGGAAACAUUUUCACCUAUUCGAGAACAUUUCGAAGGUGAGUCCCUUUGAGGGGCCCCAGUAUUAUCUGGCCCCUCUAUGGGCCUUUCACCUGCAAACAGUCUUCAUGGGCAUAGUCCUGUUCGCCGGAACUCCUUUAAACUUUAUAGUUCUCCUCGUGACGCUUAAGUACAAGAAGCUCCGAGUCCCUCUCAACUACAUCCUCGUCAACAUCUCCUUUGCAGGAUUCAUCUUCGUCGUCUUCUCUGUCAGCCAGGUGUUCAUCGCAUCCAUGAGGGGUUACUACUUCCUGGGUCACACCCUGUGUGCCAUGGAGGCCGCCAUGGGGUCAAUAGCAGGUCUAGUGACGUCAUGGUCUUUGGCCGUCUUGUCUUUUGAGAGAUACCUGGUCAUCUGUAAACCGUUUGGAGCCUUUAAGUUCGGCAGUAAUCACGCUUUGGCUGCUGUCGCCUUCACCUGGUUCAUGGGGGUCAGCUGUGCCACCCCACCUUUCUUUGGCUGGAGCAGGUACAUCCCUGAGGGUCUGGGCUGCUCCUGUGGACCGGACUGGUACACUCACAACGAGGAGUUUCACUGCAGCAGCUACGUAAACUUUCUGAUGGUGACCUGUUUCAUCUGUCCGAUCUCCAUCAUCAUCUUCUCCUACUCCCAGUUACUGAGCGCCCUAAGAGCUGUUGCAGCCCAGCAGACAGAGUCAGCCUCCACACAGAAGGCGGAGAAGGAAGUUUCGAGAAUGAUCAUUGUGAUGGUGGGUUCCUUCAUCACCUGCUAUGCCCCGUAUGCUCUCGCUGCUCUUUACUUCGCCUACUCUUCAAACGAACACAAAGAUUAUCGACUUGUCACCAUCCCAGCUUUUUUCUCCAAGAGCUCAUGUGUCUACAAUCCGCUCAUCUAUGCUUUCAUGAACAAACAGUUUAACGCCUGCAUCAUGGAAACAGUCUUCGGAAAGAAAAUGGAUGAAUCAUCUGAAGUUUCUUCAAAAACAGAAACGUCUUCAGUUUCCACAGUUUCUUAA